Molecule: messenger RNA, 432 nt
Organism: Dovyalis caffra
Lineage: Eukaryota; Viridiplantae; Streptophyta; Magnoliopsida; Malpighiales; Salicaceae
Source: the annotation of a GenBank genome assembly
AUGGAUGUUGUUAGUGUGGCUAAAACUAGAGUGGGCAAGCGAAGCAAAAACUGCUCGAAGAACAUCCAAUUGAAGGUGCCUCAGCUGUCAUCAAACACAAAAAUCAAACCAGAUGUUAGCGGCAACACAACCUGCUCUACAUCUAUGGAUGUUAAUAGUGUGGCUAAAACUAGAGUGGGCAAGCGAAGCAAAAACAGCUCGAAGAACAUCCCAGUGAAGGCUUGGCAGUGGGCAACAAACGUAAAAAGCGAACCAGAAAUUAGCAGCUAUAGAACCUGGUCUCCAUAUGUGGAUGGCAUAGUAGGGAUACCCAAAUCUGUGGCUGAGAUAUUAGGUACUGAUGCAAUUAUCAAUUUUGUACUUUAUGGUCCGAGAAAUGCCCGUCGACUGCCGAUUUUCAAAAGAAUGUCCUUAGAACACGAGAUUGGCUAG